UUGUGAAAAUGUCUCACCAAACAGGAAUUGAAGCAGAUGAAGAUCUGAAGCAAUUUUUCUCAGAAUGCAAGAGCAAAAAUGUCAGAACUUUUGCAGUAAUGAUCAAAGAUGAGAAGCUCACGUGCCAUAGCUGGAAGCCAAUGGUUGGAAAAUGGGAAGAUGACUAUACUAAUCAGGUACUGCCUUUACUGGAAGAAAAGAAUCCUCGCUAUGUUUUCUUUAGACUUGGGGAUGCAAGCUCAGAGGCUCUCAGUGAUGAAUGGCUUUUGGUGCUGUGGUCUCCAGAUGACUCACCCAUACGCUUUAAGAUGCUUUAUGCAUCAACUAAAGCUACACUCAAGCGACAGUUUGGCAGUACCCAAAUCAAGGAAGAGAUAUUUGUGUCCUGCAAAGAAGAUGCAACUCUUACUUUUUAUGAGAAGCACAGAGAAGCAAGCAAGGCUCCUGCUCCCUUGACAUCUCAAGAAGAAGAAUUAAUGGAAGUGAAACGUCAGGAAGUCAAUCCUGAUAUUGGGAUCAACACCAAGCAUCAAACCAUGACAGGUUUGAGUUUCCCACUGUCCAAUCGAGCUGUUCAAGCUGUUGCUUCCUUUACCAAGGGAGAUUUGCAGUAUGUGCGUCUCUAUAUUGAUUUGACUGAUGAGAAAAUCGAGGUUGAAGCUCAGAAGAAAAGCCUUGCUGUAACAGAAUUGCCAAGUCAGGUGCCUGAAACUAAUGCUCGGUAUCACCUUUACCGCUUUGACCACACCUGGGAAGGUGAUUAUACGCACAGUGUUGUAUUUGUCUACUCUAUGCCUGGCUAUGUGUGUCCCAUCAAGGAACGAAUGGUGUACAGCAGUUGUACUAACACACUCACUGCCUAUAUGGCCUCAGAACACUCUCUUAAUAUUAGCCGCAAGAUAGAGAUUGGAGAAGGUUCUGAGCUCACAGAAGAAUUUCUCAUGGAAGAAAUACAUCCUAAACAGAAUUUACACAGGCCUAAGUUCAACAAGCCUAAGGGACCAGCACACAGAGGCAACAAGAGGUUGACAAAAGCCCCGCAGGAUGACUGAUACUCGGACAAUGGAGAAGAAGGAUGUGAAAGCCAGCACAGAAAUUUUGGACGACGUUCUAAACGCACCACUAAAUGCACUAUUUUAUGAAAAAAAUUGAUGCACUGCUUCUUGUCUUCAGAUUUACUCCAGUAAUAACAUAUUUAUUAUGAAAACUGGGAAAGCUUUUUUACACUUUAAUUUUUCAACAGCUAAUAUACAGAGAGAUUUCCAAAAAUACCUUGUCGACUUAUUAAUGUAGAUUUCUAAUAGCACUUGAUUAAAGACCUACAACAAUUUGCUGAAUGUCAAGUGGCUGAAGACAUGUUUGGGUGGAAUCACAUCAAGUAGUGAUAUUAAUUUAUGAACCUGAUAUUAAGGGCCGUUUGAUAAUUGAAUGAUCACUAAAAAUCAGCUGAAUAACGAUGCUCUGGAAGCUGAAGCAUUAAUGAAUUCAUGAUUCAAUUUGCUGUAGAUUCUUAUUGGAUUAAGAGAUAUUCAUUUUAAGGUUGAAAUUUUUAAAUAAAUGUGAUGACUGUGGACAAUAUUUGUACGGAUACUGGAUGGAGAACAUUUACUACUGCCAAUUUGUGUGUAGUGUACGGUAUUUGAAUUUUUUCAUAUAAAUGAAAUUUGUGACUGCUCCUAACUGUGCAGUAGUCGUAUAGCUUAUUAUUAUUAUAUUGUUUAUUGCGAACGCGUUUCUUUAUGAUUGAUUUGUUAUUGUUUGUAGGAUACACAGGUGUUGGUUAUUAUCUAUUUCAAUGGUAUUUGGAAUUACAGGGUGAUUGUUGAUGUGCUCCUUGCAUUGUAUAUGCUAACGCUGUCGUAUUGUUGAUAUUUUAUUUUGUAUGCCCUGGUUUGAUGGAAUUUCUUGCCGCUCUAAGAUAUAUGGGUACUUUUGUUUUAAUGAUCUUCUUUCAUAUUGAGCGCGUCUUGAGUUCUGUGAUGUAUUUUGUUGUGCUGCUUUCUACAGGACCACCUUUUUUUUGGAGGGAAUAUUUCCGCGUUUUUGGUGGUUCAUGCAAGUAUGAAACGUAUUUUUGUAGACGGUAUGAUUAAUUUUAGACUUGCAGCAUGUAUUGAUGUUUAGUGUUUGUAUGUCAUGAUCAGUCAAAAGGUGUAGCUUGCAGACUUGUGGUGAAACAUUUCUCUGUCUGUGGUGUCAUCAUAAGCGUAUGUUUAAGGCAUAUCAGUAUUAGUUCUGCUUCGUGCUUCCUCAACAUUUUUAUAUUGCUUUUGACAAUUUAUUUGGUGAUCUACCAAACUCUAUCGGGUUUAUUUUUUCUCAAAAUGGGCGAGUUUUUUUCCAUGUCAGUCUUUAAAAUACAAGUUACAACUUCUGUUGAAAUAUGUUACAAGAAUGAAUUACAAUGCAACUCCAUAUCUUCAAAACUUGCUUGCUUGUAAAUAAUUAUGCUUCUCUGUUCAUCACAAAAAAUAUUCAUGAGCUGAGAGAAAUACGACCCAUGAAUCUUCAUUGAAAAAUACUUGUUCAUUUUCUGGAUUACCUGCCCAAUUUUUGCCAUCACUACCAAUAUGAUUUAAAGCUUAACUAGGACUUUUAGGUGUAACUUUCUUAACUUUUUGCUGAAUAAUGCUGUGAGUUGGCUCACGAUACGACUAAGAUGUACGAAGUAAUCACUCGGUGUACUGUGUUUAAAUAAGCAUAUGUGAGGAUACUCGUUAAGAGCUUUGUGUGUGCUGACAUGCCCUGUCUCAUCUGACGUCUUGUGUAGCAAUCGUUGUGUGCUAGCAUUCCCCUUGAAUAUUUGGUUUACUUGUAUCAAUGUACUGACAUGUCUGCAAGUUACCUAACCCAAUCAACACGUCUAAUUCUUAGAGCGAAAUUUAUCUUAGCCUAAGCAACCGUUUUGCACAGCAUUAUUAGAGUUGCCAGUAAAUUCUUAUUUCAACGCAAGAUUUUCCAUCAUACAGAAUCAAUUGAAACAGUUGAUGAAAAUAGUAAUUGGGCAUUCAAAUGGCGUCAAUAUUUCUCUAACUCUAGUACUCUAAAUGAUACCAAAUUACCUCCUAAGUCUUUCACCAAACGCUUUUAAUGCUUCAAUGUUUAUUUUUCGUAAUUAUUGGAGAUUUAAGAAUAAAAAACCAGAACGAGCUACUUUACAAUUAAGUAAAAUUAAAAUAUGGUCCUCUCUGACGAACAAGUUUUACGUGUUGAAAUACUUCAUAUGUUCAGUCAGACUUCAAUUGUGACAUGUUCUUCUAAAUACUUUACCUUUAGUGUCGUGUUGAUAUUAUCUUGUCGUUGAAGGGAAGUUUGGCAUGAACAUAAUCCAGUAUUGUAUACAAUACUAAGGUAAGUAUUGUAUCCAAUACUGGACAUCAAGACGUGCAACUACAUCAACAAGCUGAUGUUUUUUUUGCUGAUCAAUCCAAUAGCAACGCUAGCGUUGGCUGGUGUGAUGAACUUCAGGGAAAUUUAUGUACCGAAUUUCAUUCGACGUUCAAAGCAUUGUUUUGCGCUUAGUUGUUUUAAAAGUUUAUUCUGUAUGAUAGUAUUAGGACGAGUUUGAAAUUUCAAUUACUUUUCUUAUGGUUCAAGAUGUAUUGUUGGGUGAUUUGUAAUCGUAUCAGAGUUCCCAGGUUCGCACGACUGUCAACAUAUGAAUAAUGCAGCGGCCUUUUUCCUUUUGCUGCAAUUUCACAAAAUGUUUUGACUUUUGGAAACAUUGUGAUAGUUUUUUUUAAUAUAUAACAUUUAUGGUGUUGGUUGAUUUAUUUUACUUGGCUUAAUGUUGAUGGAACCUCACAACACUAAACUGCGGAAGAACACAACUGCAGCGCAAGUUAUUAAUAGGUAUUCACUUCAAUAUUUUGUUGAUGCGAUACUGAUAUUGUCCGCAGUAAACCACAGGACUGGUCCCUCAAAAGCGCCAAGUUAGGUCGACCUUAUUAUUUUAUUGAACUUUUUGCACCGUCGUUUUGAUUUGGUUGCAGUUGAAGUAGUUGCCGUUUACGCUUCUGAUUUAGCUAUUUUAGUUUUAUUUUGCUUGUGUUACCCUAUUUUAUUGAUUGCUAUUACCUUGAAUUUUGAUCAAGUUUUCAUUACCCUCAUCGUAUAAUUUACGGUUGGCGCCACUAGCUGAGUUAAUCUCUAGCUUUUGUAAAGAAAUUCAUCUUGUUUUGGAUGUUAUUUUUGCUUUGAAUUCAGCCCCCUCAUUUUAUGUAAAAUAUGAGAAUUUUCAGUCUAAGUCACGUACCUCAAUAUUUGUGUCUCCUUAGAACACUUAUUUUGUAUUAAUAACUAAAUAGGAAGCUUGAUAAAAUCGUCGUGCACAUCAUAAAAUUUUGUGUUGCAGCACUUAUUGCACGGGUGGCGAGUUAGGCCUGAGUUGUUAUUCUCCAGUAGCAUUUACCAGCGUUUUGUUGAAACACUUCGUCUUAUUUUCUUUACCCAAUAUUUAUAGUUGAAUGCAUUCGAGUUCAUAUAAGGUUUUCCUCAA
This is a messenger RNA of Hyalella azteca, 4498 nucleotides long. RefSeq names its product twinfilin-2-like (gene twf). Gene Ontology annotation, biological process: barbed-end actin filament capping; actin filament depolymerization; regulation of lamellipodium assembly. Bases 9 to 1052 code for a protein of 347 amino acids. Gene Ontology annotation, cellular component: cytoplasm; myofibril; actin filament. The record is from RefSeq and is a predicted model, not a curated record. The transcript has a single exon. NCBI's taxonomy places the organism in Eukaryota, Metazoa, Arthropoda, Malacostraca, Amphipoda, Hyalellidae. Gene Ontology annotation, molecular function: actin monomer binding; actin filament binding.